Cygnus olor (mute swan) is the source of this 1283-nucleotide messenger RNA. It is a transcript of the gene FAIM, whose product is annotated as Fas apoptotic inhibitory molecule. Gene Ontology annotation, biological process: negative regulation of extrinsic apoptotic signaling pathway via death domain receptors; canonical NF-kappaB signal transduction; positive regulation of neurogenesis. NCBI's taxonomy places the organism in Eukaryota, Metazoa, Chordata, Aves, Anseriformes, Anatidae. The record is from RefSeq and is a predicted model, not a curated record. The coding region runs from base 141 to 680 and encodes 179 amino acids. The transcript is spliced from 5 exons.
GCCGGGGGUAACGUCCCGCCCGUUCGCCCGCCCGGCGGCCGUGACGGGAGGACAGGGAGGCGGGCGGCCGCCAUUUUGAGGCGCGGGGCGGAGCAGGGAGCAGAGCCCCGCCGAGGUCUCGGUACAGCCGCUUGGAGAAGAUGACAGACCUGGUGGCUGUUUGGGAAGUAGCUUUAAGCGAUGGUAUCCAUAAGAUUGAAUUCGAACACGGGACCACUUCAGGAAAACGCGUCGUCUAUGUUGAUGGCAAGGAGGAAAUACGAAAAGAGUGGAUGUUUAAAUUAGUGGGUAAAGAAACGUUUACUGUCGGAGUAGCCAAAACCAAAGCUACUAUUAACAUUGAUGCAGUCAGUGGUUUUGCAUAUGAAUAUACUUUGGAGAUCAAUGGAAAAAGCCUCAAGAAAUAUAUGGAGAACAGGUCAAAAACAACAAAUACUUGGGUACUGAGCUUGGGUGGUACAGACUAUAGAAUUGUUCUAGAAAAGGACACUAUGGACGUGUGGUGCAACGGUAAAAAAAUGGAAACAGCGGGUGAAUUUGUAGAAGAUGGGACUGAAACUCACUUCAGUGUUGGUGACCACAGCUGUUACAUUAAGGCUGUCAGUAGUGGAAAACGAAAGGAAGGAAUUAUUCAUACUCUUAUUGUGGAUGACAGAGAAAUCCCAGAGGCUUUGGAGUAGCCUCUACUUAACCGAUGGCUGUAGGACUAAGAUCAGGAGUUUCCGAUUACUGUGGUAAUUAUUUGAAUAAGAGGCAUUUGGAUAAUGCCCUCACUAAUAUGCUUUACCUUUUGAUUAGCCCUGAAGUGGUCAGGCAGUUGGACUCGCUGAUCGUUGUAGGUCCCUUCCAACUGAACUGUUCUGUGUGUAGUACUUGGCACACCUAGUUUGUGCUGGGUUUAGUUUCUAGGUUCUGUACAUGAAAUCAGUCUUUUUGAGGACCAGAUGAACACAACUGUAUACAAGCUCUUACAUUACCAGUUUUUUAAAAAAAGCUAUCUAGAGAAAAUACGCGACACUAAGUGCAGAGAGGGCAGGUGAACUUAUGCAGAAAUUACAUACUAGGAAAAAAGCCUUGCUAUAAUAAAAAGCAAGCUUAAUAUUCAGUAAGAUGCAAUCCUUUAAACGCGUGUAUUUGGAGGGAGAAGGCACAUACUGAGCAUUAGAAUAAGCUGUUAAAGUUCUCUCAGUAAUUACUCUUUUUCCUAUUAAACUGACUUCCAGUGUUUUUCAGAUGCUGUUAGGAAAAUACUUACAUAAAUUAAUAAAAAAGGUUAUUAAAGG